UGUGGAAGAUAAUAGCCCUAUAAACAUUUGGAAGAUAUUCAUCAUACAUUUUGCUCAUCUCUUUGUACUCAUUUCCUCCAAAAUACGAGAAAAAUGAAACUCUUUCUUUUCCUUUCUUUCAGUGCUCUCAUGUUACUUGAAGCAUUCGGGAAUAGCCAUGAAACUGAUAAGCAAGCAUUACUCAUGUUCAAGUCUCAAGUUUCUGAGGAGAAAAAAGUUUUGCUGUCCUCAUGGAACAACUCGUUCCCUCUCUGCAGAUGGACGGGAGUUACAUGUGGCCGCAAACACAAGAGAGUUACUGGUUUAGACCUCGGAGGAUUCCAAUUGGGUGGAGUGAUAUCGCCAUAUAUUGGUAAUCUUUCGUUUCUCAUAUCACUUAAUUUCACUGAUAACUCAUUUGGUGAAACCAUCCCUCAAGAGCUGGGAAACUUAUUUAGACUUCAGCAUUUGGUUAUGGCAUUUAAUUUCCACAACGGAGGGAUUCCAGCAAGUCUGUUCAACUGUUCUAGAUUGUUAGAACUUGAUUUAUUUUCAAAUCAUCUUGGACAAGGUCUAUCUUCAGAACUAGGAUCAUUGAGGAAGCUUGUUUCUUUAGACCUUGGUAAAAACAAAUUGAAAGGAAAACUCCCUGUGUCUCUAGGAAACUUGACAUCCCUCAAAGGACUUUCCUUUUCAGAAAAUUAUCUGGAAGGAGAAAUUCCAGAUGGUAUAGCUAGAUUGAAUCAAAUGGUGGAACUUGGGUUAGCAUUAAACAAUUUCUCUGGUGUUUUUCCUCCUGCAAUUUACCAUUUUUCUUCACUUCAGUAUUUGAACAUGUUUGGUAACAAUUUCUCUGGGAACCUGAGGUCUGAUUUUGGUAAUUUGCUGCCAAACCUUCGAGAAUUGCUUAUAGGAAAUAAUUCUCUCACAGGAACCAUUCCAUCAACCCUUUCAAAUAUUUCAACUCUUCAAUAUUUGGCCAUGGAACUUAACAGCUUGACAGGGAGUAUUCCUCUGAGUUUUGCAAAACUACGAUAUUUGCAAACACUAGGCCUUAAUGGAAAUUCUUUGGGAAGUUAUUCAGCUGGAGAUAUUGAAUUUCUUGUUGCUUUGACUAAUUGCACCAAACUUCAAAGCUUAGAUGUGUCAUUCAAUAGGCUUGGGGGUGACUUGCCUGCCUCCAUUGCCAAUCUGUCAAUAAACCUCAGAGAGUUAUUUCUAGGAAGCAAUUCCAUAUCUGGAAGCAUUCCUCAUGACAUUGGGAAUCUCAAAAGCCUACAAUCAUUUUGGUUGCCCAAAAAUCUAUUGAAAGGACCAAUCCAAACCUCUUUUGGGAAACUUCCAAGAUUGCUGGAAUUAAGUGUCUCGACAAAUAGAAUGUCAGGAGAGAUACCAUAUUCUUUAGGCAACAUCACACGAUUAGAAAGACUAUCUUUGUCCAACAAUAGUUUUGAAGGAAUCAUUCCUCCAAGUCUUGGUAAAUGUAGCUAUUUGCUAUAUUUAGAUAUCGGGAAUAAUAAGUUGAAUGGUAUUAUACCUCAGGAGAUUAUGAAAAUUUCAACCCUUGUUUCCCUAAAAAUGUCAAAUAAUUUAUUGACUGGCUCUCUACCAGAAGAUGUUGGACAACUUGGAAAUAUUGGUAAUUUAUCUGUUGCUCAUAAUAAGCUGUCAGGGAAACUUCCAAAGACUUUAGGAAAGUGUCUCUCAAUGGAAAGACUUGAUUUGCAAGGAAAUUAUUUUCAUGGAAUCAUUCCAGAUAUAAGUGGAUUGGUGGGUAUUAUGGAGGUUGAUUUCUCAAGCAACAAUCUUUCCGGAAGAAUCCCUGAAUAUCUUGCAAACUUUAGCUUGUUGGAGUAUCUCAAUCUAUCAUUCAACAAUUUUGAGGGAAAUGUACCAACAGAAGGAAAGUUCAAAAAUGGCACUAUUGUCUCAGUAUCUGGAAACAAAAAUCUUUGUGGAGGCGCCUUGGUACUGCGACUACAGCCAUGUUUUACGCAACCACCAAGAAAUUCAAGAAAGAAACUUGUGAUUGGGGUAAGCAUAUGCAUAUCUUUGCUUUUGGUUUUGUUUAUAUCUUCAGUUUCUCUUUGUUGGUUAAAAAGAAGAAAGAAAAAAAGUAUCAAUGAAGCAACUACUUCAACCUUGGGGGCUUUUCAUGAAAUGAUAAGUUAUGGAGAUCUUCGAAAUGCGACAGAUGGCUUCUCUUCGAGUAAUUUGAUUGGGUCAGGCAGCUUUGGUACCGUGUUCAAAGCCAUUCUCUCUGCUGAGAACAAGGUUGCUGCAGUGAAAGUUCUAAACAUGCAGAGACGUGGAGCAAUGAGGAGUUUUAUGGCAGAAUGUGAAUCCUUGAAAGACAUUCGACAUCGUAAUCUUGUGAAGCUGUUGACAGCUUGUUCGAGUAUUGAUUUCCAGGGAAAUGAAUUCAGAGCUCUAGUUUAUGAGUACAUGCCAAAUGGAAGCUUGGAUAGGUGGCUGCACCCAAAAGAAUUUGAAGAGAUUUGUAGGCCCUCAAGAAAGUUGACACUUUUGGAAAGGCUUAACAUAGCGGUAAAUGUGGCUUCUGUUUUGGAGUAUCUUCAUCUUAAUUGCCAUGAAGCGAUUUCUCAUUGCGAUCUUAAACCAAGCAACGUUCUUCUAGACGAUGAUCUAACCGCCCAUGUUAGUGACUUUGGUCUUGCUCGGAUCCUUCUCAAAUUCGACCAAGAAACCUUCCUUAACCAACUUAGCUCGGCUGGAGUCAGAGGAAGCAUCGGAUAUGCAGCACCAGAAUAUGCGAUGGGAGGAGAGAUAUCAGUACAUGGUGAUGUGUAUAGUUUUGGGAUUCUCAUUUUCGAAAUGUUCAGUGGAAAACGACCAACCGAUGAGAUGUUUGGAGGAGACUUAACGCUCCGUAGCUGCAUCAGGUCUGCAUUACCAGAGCAAGUUUUGGAUGUGGCAGACGAAUUGGUUCUUCACAACGGCCUUAGAAUUGGCUUCCCUGCUGCUGAGUGCUUGACAAAUGUUUUAGAAGUGGGACUUGGGUGUUCUGAAGAGUCUCCAGCAAACCGAUUGGGAAUGAGUGAGGUUGUAAAAGAAUUAAUCUCAAUCAAGGAGAGGUUCUUCAAAACCAGAAGAGGAGCUAGAAGUUAAAGUGUGUCUUGUAUGCUUGCUCCUCUACAAACUUGAAAGACUUGUUGAUGUAUCAUAUUCUUCAUAAUAAUAUGCUUUGAAUGUUGUGAGCAUAAUGCUACGCUGUUAGCAGACAAAAUAUGAAUAUUGUUUUAGCAGUUUGGUUUUUGUAAUUUUGGAAUUUCAAUCGGUAAAACAUUGC
This is a messenger RNA of Raphanus sativus (radish), 3289 nucleotides long. RefSeq names its product probable LRR receptor-like serine/threonine-protein kinase At3g47570. Gene Ontology annotation, molecular function: protein kinase activity; ATP binding; protein binding. The record is from RefSeq and is a predicted model, not a curated record. Gene Ontology annotation, biological process: protein phosphorylation. NCBI's taxonomy places the organism in Eukaryota, Viridiplantae, Streptophyta, Magnoliopsida, Brassicales, Brassicaceae. The coding region runs from base 94 to 3108 and encodes 1004 amino acids. The transcript has 2 exons.